AUGCUGACAGACUUGUACGGAAAUCCUCACUCAGAAAAUGCUCCCGCGAGGCUCUCUAGCAAUGUCGUUGAGGACGUCCGCGCUAAGACGCUUGACUUCCUGGGUGCCAAUCCGGAACACUUCGACUUUGUCUUUGUCGCAAAUGCUACGGCAGCUAUCAAGCUGGUAGGGGAAGUCUUCCGAGACUUGGGAGAGAAGACACAUUCGAAAUCAUUCUGGUACGGGUAUCACAGGGACGCCCAUACCAGCCUCGUUGGAGUUCGUGAGUGGUCGAACAACCAGUCCCACUGCUUCGAAAGUGACGAAGAGGUCGAAGAAUGGCUGCGUCGGCCAGCUACUGUCGAUGUCAAACGGCCAGAUCGCCACUCCUUAGGGUUGUUUGCGUACCCGGCCCAAUCAAACCUGACUGGCAGGCGACUGCCCUUGGAGUGGGCAGGGCACAUGCGCCAUACCGACGACUUACAGAAUACAUACACGCUGCUGGAUGCGGCAGCGUUAGCCAUGACGUUUCCUAUGUCCCGAGUGUUUUCAAAUCCAGCAUCAUCACCGGACUACACGUGCCUCUCUUUCUAUAAGAUAUUCGGCUUCCCAGAUGUAGGGGCACUGGUUGUCCGCAGAGAGUCUGGCCACAUAUUGAGUCUGAGGAGAUAUUUCGGAGGUGGUACCGUCGAAGCUGUCGGUGUGAUCGAUGACGUCUUUCACCGUUCCAAGGGCCAAGAAGGACCUGAUGAUAAGCUGCAUGAAGGGCUGGAGGAUGGGACUCUCCCUUUUCAUAGCAUCCUUGCCCUUGGCGAAGCCAUCGAUUCGCACAAGCGACUUUUCAUCUCGAUGGAGGUGGUGUCUGACCAUACACAUUAUCUUACAACGCGGUUGCAGCAAGGGCUCAUGGCGCUGCGGCACUACAAUGGGCGGUUGAUGUGUCAAAUCUAUCAUUACAAGCACCCGAAGCAAGACGAUGUCUCCGUCGAGAGCACCUCCAGACAUGGCUCGGCAGUUGCUUUCAAUAUCAUCGGUUAUGAUGGGAAAUACGUUCCGUUUACGGAAGUUGAAGAAGCUGCGAAUCAAGCCGGAAUAUAUGUCAGGUCAGGAGGUGAGUUGGGCAAUGCACGAGUGAACCGAUAA
Molecule: messenger RNA, 1122 nt
Organism: Microdochium trichocladiopsis
Lineage: Eukaryota; Fungi; Ascomycota; Sordariomycetes; Xylariales; Microdochiaceae
Product: pyridoxal phosphate-dependent transferase
Exons: 1
Coding region: 1-1122 (373 amino acids)
Biological process (GO): molybdopterin cofactor metabolic process
Molecular function (GO): molybdenum cofactor sulfurtransferase activity
Source: RefSeq, a predicted model, not a curated record